Cataglyphis hispanica is the source of this 8363-nucleotide messenger RNA. Its product is annotated as regulator of G-protein signaling 11. NCBI's taxonomy places the organism in Eukaryota, Metazoa, Arthropoda, Insecta, Hymenoptera, Formicidae. The transcript has 16 exons. The coding region runs from base 711 to 3362 and encodes 883 amino acids. Gene Ontology annotation, biological process: regulation of G protein-coupled receptor signaling pathway; G protein-coupled receptor signaling pathway; intracellular signal transduction. The record is from RefSeq and is a predicted model, not a curated record.
CCGAGCGUUAGGCGCCCUCGUCAUGUUUGCGCUCUCUGCGCGGCAGCCCGUCAGAGGAAUCGCUAUAGUAAACCCCUCGCGGAUUAGAUGAACGUUAGUGUGCAAGUGCGACGAUCCGUUCUUUCGGAUCCAUCCUUUCAAGGAUGCUAAGCGAUCUCUCCAAGCUCAAGAAGAGAGACCUUGAGGAUGCGUCUAUCGUAGUGCUCGACACUACGCGAAAUGUAAAGUAUCGAGAGAGAUGUCGGUAAAAAUGUAUAGUAUCAAUUCUCUACAUUAUAGUUCCUUUAUCACGAAUCAUAUCGAACGAUAGUCGACAUCGGUUCAUUCUUAUAGUAGAGUGAGCUAGAAACGAGUAUCACGGUUUAGAAACGUGUUCAUUUCCCACAAUAUUUCGACUAAUGGAUGAUAUUGUUGUCCGCGCGAUUCCGCGCCAAUUGCCGAUAUAGUAUACAAUGAUGCAUUCAUGGCAAUGCCACCGCAGUGAUAGUGUAAGGUGAUACAUAGUGCUCUCAUGCGACCAUUACAUUUUUCGGAUGUUCUACCGCACAUGUUAAGUGGGCGUGCGGGGGUGACUGGAGUGAUGGGAUGGGGCCAGAGCCCCAUGGAGUUCGGGUAGACCCGUCUCCGGCCCAGCUCCCCAGCCCCCUCCGCCAUCGAUAUCGACACCGCUCCUGCCAGCGACGCAGAGGGCCACCUCGCGCCCGAUCGCGAUGGAGGCCUCUAGCAAUCAACAACAGAAAGAGAAGGAGCCACGCAUUCACAGGCCUUACGCCUUCGACAAGAUGGAGGGGCUGGUGCGGGAGAUGCAAGACCCUGAGAGCGGGGUACCCGUGCGCAGCCAAAAACAAUUUCUCACCUCAAUCCCUUCAGCGUUCAUGGGUGAGUGCCAUCGGUACCUGCGUUGUGGAGUAAGCGUAAGCGGCCAUCACGGCCAGGACACUACAGUAGGCUGCCUGCGUGUUGCAGGUUACGACCUCAUCGAGUGGCUGAUGGAGCGGCUUGCCAUCGAAGAAUCAGUAGAGGCGGUCCAUAUUGCUAAUCAACUAUGCCAGUACGGCUACUUCUUCCCAGUGAAUGACUCCAAGACACUCACUGUAAAGGACGAUAGCUCUCUGUAUAGAUUUCAGACACCCUAUUAUUGGCCGUGGCAACACAGAACCCCUGACAAUGUCGAGUACGCGAUCUAUCUGGCUAAACGAACCCUGAAGAACAAACAACGUCACGCUCUCGAGGACUAUGAGAUCGAAGCUUUGAACAGCCUGCGCAAGAACUUGCAGAACAAAUGGGACAUAAUACAACUACAGGCAGAAGAGCAGGCUCAGGUACGCCUAUCCAAGGAGCGCAAGAAGGGGGACAAGAUAGUGAGCGACUCGCAGGAACGAGCAUUUUGGAGGGUAUAUCGGCCGCCGCCCGGUUGUCUCAGUAGCCUGGAAGUCGUGCCUGUACCUACUCGCUUUCGUCCCGGACUUCCACGACCACCGUCACGCAAACGCACCCUCACCGAUUUGCAACGUGAGGUGGACCUUUUACGAAACAGUUUGACACGCACGAGGAUAAAGGUUUCGACUGCGAUCGAAAAUUUGAAAUCAUACUUCAACACGUACGUGGAAUACGAUCCGAUGUUCGUACAGCCGCAACCUUCGAAUCCAUGGAUCUCCGACGAUCAUACGUUUUGGCAACUGAAUAGCCCUUUAGUGGAAGUUCCUACGGAGAAGCGUGUUAAGCGAUGGGCACUGUCGAUGGAAGAACUUAUGUCUGAUCCUACAGGUUUACAAGAAUUUACAAGUUAUUUAAGAAAGGAGUACAGCCACGAAAAUAUAAGAUUUUGGCUGGCGGUCAAAGAUCUUAGGCAUAGUUUUCAAGCACAAAUACCUGACAAAGUCAACGAAAUUUUUAGAGAAUUCUUGGCGCCUGGAGCUCCCUGUGAAAUCAACAUAGACGGAAAAACGAUGGAGAAGGUUCAUCAGGAGAUGAAAACUCCAAGCAGAUUUACAUUUGAUUCCGCCGCGGAGCAUGUAUAUACGUUACUCCUCAAGAAGGAUUGCUAUCCUAGAUUUAUUCGUUCCGAUCAAUAUCGUAAUCUCUUAGCCGCUGGCGUGCAACCUCUACAAAAGAAGAGAUUUUUCGGCUUCGGCGGCCAAGCCAAAAAGAAAGUUUCCUCCACUUCGACACCGACGUCUAGCACUUUGCAGCACGCUAGUAUAGGUAGCAGCGGCGGCAGCGGCGGUGGCGGCGGCGGUAGACGAAGAGGAAGCGACCGGAGCCUAUCCGGAAGUGCUCACGAGCUAACCGUCUGCGGUGUCCGCGACGUAUCCUCCGCGCCGCGAGUUCCGCACUCACACAGCCAAUCGAAUCUCACCGACAUCCCAUACAGGGAUGCUGGCGCGACGGAAGUAGCGGUUCGCCCUAUGGACGACGUAUGCCCGUGGGAGUCCGUGCCAGGCCCGAGUACCGAGCACGGUGCGGCGGAUGCCGCUCCCUCUGGAGCGACAGCGUCAGCUGAUCAGGCCCGACACGUGUGGGACAGCGGCGGUCACGCGACAAUUCAUACCGCCGAGACAGCGCGCGUCUCUCGCAAAAACUCGGCGCAGCUGGACUCGUGCAGCUCGUCGUCGGACGUCAGCCUCGCCAUCGCGGAGGUCUCCGAACGGCUGCGCAAGUCGUGCAGCUUGCAACAUAGCGGUAGCAUAGGUACAGCGACUUCGGGCCCCGGCACGAUAACGCGAAACUAUUCCACCUGUUCGGCGAGCGGCCGUAUCAGGCUAUCGGACAUGAAUCGCGCGUCCGUGUCGUCCUGCAACUAUCCGUCGCCCCAGCAAUCAUUCGAGUACUCCCACGUCGAGAAAGUGGAAGAGAGAUCGUCUCUCGAAAAAAUCGUGCCCGAGGAGGAGACAUCCGUGGAAUCCGUCAUCAUUAAAGAAAUCCAGCCGAGUCCCAAAACAAUCGCUAAGGCGCCUCUAAUCAGCAUCAGCGCGAUCGUGGGCGAUUUACCGAGCGACAACUCCACGAUGGAGAACAUCGACGAAGACGCGAGCGAGAGCUGCACGGCGAGGGACGCGGGGGAGAUCGUCGUCGAGGACAGAACGAGGGGCGAAAUCGACUCGCGGGCCGACACCGGGGCGGACGUGUCACCGGUGGCCGAGGAGGAACCGGUGACGACCGAGGAGCCGCCGGACGAGGCGCAGGUCGUACCUGUCUGGGAACCGGACGCCCAACAGGAAGACCGACCGGCGACGGGGCAGGCGGCACCUCGGGAGAAGCGUGACAAUAAUGUUAACGAAGUAUGCCCGUGGGAGGACGAGGAAAACUGUAGAGUGGAUGCGCCCUAUGUAAAAACCUAUGCGACUUUAGGUUACCUGUAAUUUUUCUGUCGUGUUGAUAUUUAAAAAAAAAAGUAUCUUUGCAUUUUACAUUUACAACAGUCACACAAAUUCGAUUUCGAUUUUCACUUUGAUCCACUUUACCAAGCUCGCGUGUUCAGACCAUUAUACCCGGCGAAGCUUCGAUCACUACGUUAUUUAAACGACAUUUUUAAUUGGAAUAAAGCUUGCAAAAAGGGUUGAAGAAUCUAAUCAAAGCUACGGAUAAAUCCACGAUAUCGCGUCGGAAAUGACAAUGUCUGAGCGCAAAAUAAAGGAUCGCGAGCAAUUUGCUCGAUAGAAUCGAUAUUUCGACGUAAAAAUAUACGUCGGCAUCUAGUCGCUAACUUUGCAUCGAGUCGCUAUUAAUAUUUACACGUAUGGCCUAACGAUCCGUGAUUUAACGAUCCGAUUUGUUUGCUCGGAGUAACGAGGAUUCAAAAACGUAUGGAUCCAUUUAGAUCUCUUUCUGACUUGUAUCACUAUUUACCAUCCUUAGUAUACGCGAGCCAUAUUAGGGAAUACGCAAAAAUGAUUUGUGAAAACGUUAAAGAGACGGGCGCUGUUGUUUAUAGAGAUAUUAGAGCGUAGUCUCUAACGUUGUUCGUAAGUUACUGUAGUUUAACGUAGACCGGAGACCUAGUAGAGGAUAUCUCGCGUGAGAUACAAGUAGAUAGAUACGUGGUAGAUCGUUUCACACUCUCUGUGUUGAGUAAACGUUCAAUGGCAACGUUGCCGACAGGGAUAAUUAAAUUAAUGAGUAAAUUCGUGCGCGCGAAUUGGGAAUUCGUUAUUUUCUUUUCGAUCCAGUAUCUCGCGCAAACGCACGCUCGUAGGGUGCUAGUCAAAUCUGAGCCCUUUGGCCGCUCUCCAUGGUCGUGCUUUUCCCGGAUACUUCACUUCUUCGCGAAUCACGCGUUCGCGAAACGUUACGUUUCGAUAUAUAUCCCGUUAUAAGUUACAAUAAAAACCAGGAAUUUGAUUAACGAAGAUAUCGUAUCAAAGAUAUCGCGGUAUAUAUACAUGCAUUAUUUAAAUAAAAAAUAAAAAAUAUAAAAAAUAUAUUUUAAAUUAAAUUAAAAAUUUAAUUUAAUUUAAUCAGAAAAAAAAAAUUUUAUUUAAAAAAAUUUUUUUUUACCGAUAUUGCAUCCCAAUACGUGACGCGCAAUCAUAAUUUAAGCGCAUCAAUGUGCAAAUUUUUUUCGUCUUACUUAUUAUUAGAAUAAUCGCUUAGAGUUUAGCGUGUCUUACAUUAUGUCUUACGAGCGUUCGAUAUUAACUAUUGACAAAUUAUCGUGACCUGAUAUAUUGUAAGUGUCUAAUUAUAAAUAUUUCGUGUUAUAGUACACGCGCCGCUUUGUCGUAAUCGUUUUGUCGAAUUAAUUAACUAAUAAUCGACGGCGGUUACCUUACACUCGUUGAUCUUCGCUUGAGCGAAUCGCGUUCGCGAAUUAUUAUGACAGAAAAUAUAUAAAAGAAUAAAAAAUAUGUGCAAAUUCAAAAUAGCGUAUUAAAGUAUUAAUAUAUGUUAAAUUAUUGGAAUGUCCGUUUUGCUGUCGAAUCUUCGGUCCUGUUACUGCCCCAGGAACUAUGAUUCGACGAAUCGAAAGCGAGAGGCUAUUUAAAAAUUGCAUAAAUUGUGCUCUUAACUGUAUUAACCUCGAUGUUUUUUCGUGUCUAGUUUUAAAUUUAGAAUGAAAUAAUUAUUACACUAAUUACUGACAACACGCGUUUGUCUCACGUUCAAUCGCGAACUUCAUGACGAUUCAGACAGCUGAUUGCUCGUUUUCUUCAAUGGGAAAAAUCGAUAAUUUAGCUAAUGGAAACGAAGAGUGAUCGCCUAAUUAUGCCGCGUUUUACAAAAAGAGGUGGUAGAAAGUAGAGCGAUGGAUUUUAAUAUGCUUGCUAAGUUUUUACCGAAUAUUUUAGAUUUUACUUUAUUUCAACAAGUAUAAGUUUCUCGAUUAUCGAAUAUUUGCAUUUUUUUCUACGCACAAUAGCUUUGCUUGCAUGCAAAAGCAAAGUACACUCGAUUUUGAACAAUUAUUUAAGCGAAACAAGCCGUGUAUGUGACUGGUCUGAACACGCGAGCGUAAUCAUAAGAAUUCUAAAAGUAUUCACGACGAUCGUACUGUUAAUUCAGCAGCUCAACUUAAGUAUCGUAACGUUCUUAUGAUAGGUUAGCCGAUAAUAAGAUUUAGAGUAACACGUCCCGCGCGAUUGAUAAAGGGAAAUGAAAAUGAUAUACUACCGUACGAUUUCGUUCGCAAUCAUAGCGAAUCACGGUGAAUCACCGAGCUAUUUGUUUCGAAAAUUCACCCGCGUAAUUUUCUUGUACGAGUCGAUGAAAAAUCGCACUAUGGUCAAAUCCGUGAGAGGAUUCACGCAGAGGACUCGGGGGAAAAAACUCGGAUGUGUGCUGGAGAAAAAAAACGCGAAUUCUAAGCAGUGGACGAGCCACGGAGCAAAUCAAAAGAAAAAAAAUAUUACUCGCCUAAGGACGCUAUUCUGUGUAAAUAAUUUCCGAUAUCAUCGCGUAUGUCGCACUUUCUCGUCGCGCGUCUUGGAAGAUAUGUUUAUCGCAAACCAAAGAUCUUGUCGUACAACGCGGAGGCGCGCACAAGUUUCACAAGGUAUCCUUUUAAUGUUCUAUCUGGUUAGAAUCGCGAGCUGAAAAAUUUUCUUAAUAAUCGUGGCAAAAUAAAUGAUGUAUUUUUUUUAAAUUAAUUACGUUAAUAAUUAUGUUAGUUAAAUGCAAUUUGUGAUCAAAUCACGAUCUCGAUUGACAUUCGUUGUGAAAGUGUCGAUGAUCGUUUAACAAAAUUCAAAUCAGAAAAUGCUGGACCGUUGCAAUCUUGAGCGCGUAUCCCUCACAUAUCGCAUUUUGUAACUUAAAACCGUGACGCCUGAUGUACAUCGAUCACACUUUUGGCAUGCCAUUAUCAGAAACUGCAGGUUUAGCUCGAAAAGUUACGUCGAGAGAGAUUAAUAAUGUUUAAUAUAAAAGGCACUCAAACAUUGAUAACAAUCCCUUUGCUAUUCCAAUGUUGCGAUUAAGUCUUCAGCGUUAGUAAAGGACGUUACGAUUAUUUCGAGCAUGAUUAAUCUGGCAGAGAGAGAUGGCACUUAUAUAAUAUAACGAACGAAAUGUGAUUAGCGCUCGCAUAAAUAGUAUACGUAGGCAAAAUGAUAGUUAUGAUUAAAGUCCAGAGUAUCUUUCUAAAAUAUAUAAUGUAUACUGCUAAAAUAUUAUUAUGUAAUGAGAGAAAUUAACUUGCAUAAAUUAUUCGUGUUUUGCAAGUUGCACUUUUUUAAAAAGUCUGUAAGAUCCGGUGCCACGAUACACAUAUAUUGUUACAUUGCUUUAUGUAAAAUUUCAAAGCGUUUUGGUUUAUAGAAUGUUUUCACAGAACUGUACAUACAUUGUUAAAAUAGUAUUUAUAUAUAUUUUCGUCAUACAUUUAUGGAUUAUAUUUUUAUCUAGAUAUAACUUGUAAGUAACAUUUUUGUAAUAAACGCGAUAAUAUUUUUAUUGCAUUUAUUACAAAAAAGUUGAAAAAAAAAAUUGUCGCAAAAUAAUUUUUAUUUACAAUCACAAAAAAAAAAAUAUAAUUAUUGUUAUUAUUUAGAAAAAAACAUGUAUUAUGUAAAUUAAAUGAGUUAAAUAUCGCGUUGCGAUUUUUUUUCUCUAAAUUGAUAAAAAACAAAUAUACAGAAUAUUUUUAUUUUUGAAAAAGCUCUAAGCGUGGAUCUGUCAGAUCUAACCAAAAUUUACGGAACAUUUACAUAACAAUAUGCACGAUUAAAAACCAGCGCACCAUCGCUUUUACGCUGGAUUAACAUUUAAUUAUUCGAUUUGCCAUGAAUCACUGUAAUUAGUCGAGUGCGAUAUUAUUUUGCGCCAAAUUGCGAAGAAUUCGCAUACGUGAAGCAAUUGUUCAAGUGUGUAUUUUCACACAAGCAGCCUAAAGAUGUAAAUGCCAUCGAUAAGCGAGUGAAAAAUUUUUGUGUAUGAAUCUAUGUACUAGAUUUAAGAUCCCCAGGCAUCCUAGAAAUUAAUUACCUACGUAUGUAAGAGUUCCCUAAUUCAUUCUCAAAAUUCGAAACUUCGAGAAUUUGAGAUCUACCUUUUAGUAUGAAUCCAUUGAUUCAAUCGCUUGAUUUUAAAGAUCGAAUUCUCUUAAAAAUGUGCAAAGAUCUAAGAUGUGUCAAUAUAUCGAUCGAUGAGACGAUCUAACAAUCCGGGAUUUUUAUUCCAAUUAUUUUUUGCAUCUCUUUUUAAUUUAAUUUCUUUAAAUUUUGAUUUAAAUAUGUGAUUAAAGGCGAAUUCUUUGUGAUAUUUUAUUAAGCGCGCAUAAAAAUUUGACAGAAAUUCACACACACAUCAUUUACUGUUAUCUUUUUUUUUUCAAAAUUAAAUUUUGCACAAAACGCGCAUAUAAUAUGACGCGCGUAUUUACAAAAAGCCUAAAAUGAAAAUGCUAGUGACAAUAGUAUAUGUUGCGUCGUUAAACUUGCGACAAAGAAAUGAAAACGAAUUACAUAGAUCCAAAAUCAUUUCCGAAAUUUAUGCUCCUCUCCCUCUCUUUCUUGUUCCUUAAUUAACUUGUCGCGUUGGAACCGAAUCGAUGUCGUUUCGAUUAAUUCCAUUUUAUUAUCAAUUACUCUCAUGAUCAGUUUUAAAUAAAUCUGAUCGUGAAUUGUGAUUUAUUUGUAUUAAUCUUAAUUCUGUAUAUCUCUCGUAACGUUAUUUGACACUAAGUAGAUAAUAACUACAAAAUAUGUGCUUUAGAAAACAAAAUGUCAUGUUUAAAUUGCACUGCCAAUCAAGCGAUAGUCAAAUCAGAACUGUAUUUUUAAUUAUUUAAUAAACGCGACAACACACACACACACACAUACACACACAUAGCGGUGUGAUGCGUAUGUUAGAUCGCUAUCACAAAACGCAACAACAUCGAAUCGUCGAGGAUAGAGUGAAUGAACGCAGAUAUAAUGAUUGAGAUC